AUGUCAACAACAGCACAAUCAAUCAAGAAGCUCGACACGUUCGUGGGAAGCGAAAUCAAGAUCGAUAAGGAAUUCGUCACUGGAGAGGUUGCCCCCAAUAUUUUUGCCGGAUUCUUGGAACAUCUCGGCAGAUGUAUCUACGGUGGAAUUGUCGACUACGGUAACACCAAAUUGACCAAUGAUAAAGGUUUUAGGACAGACGUGGCCGAGGCUAUCAAGGAGUUGGAUAUGCCAGUCAUGAGAUGGCCGGGUGGAAACUUUGUGUCAUCUUACCAUUGGCUGGAUGGUGUUGGACCUGUUGACCAGAGACCAAAGAGACCUGAGCUUGCUUGGCUCAACACUGAGUCCAACGAGUUUGGAACCGAUGAGUUCAUGCAAUGGUGCGAAUACAUGGGUACCGAGCCUUACCUAUGUCUUAACAUGGGUACUGGUACCCUGGACGAGGCAUUGGCCUGGGUCGAAUACUGUAACGGAGACAAGGACACAUAUUAUGCCAAUCUUCGUAGAAAGAACGGAAGAGAAAAGCCAUACAAUGUCAAGUACUGGGGUGUCGGUAACGAGGUGUGGGGUCCAUGGCAGGUUGGCCAAAUGACCAAGGAGAACUACGCCUUGAAGGCCGCCCAAUGGGCCAAAGCAAUUAAGCUCCUUGAUCCUACCGUCAAGCUUGUUGCUUGUGGCUGUAAUGGUGUUGAUGAGUGGGACCAGCACGUUGUUGGAGAGACUUUUACCACCCAUGACUUCUACUCCAUCCACCUGUACACCACCUCUCAAGACCAUUACAAGAACGUGUUCCAGCCAGCCGGUGCCGAGACCGCUAUUCAGGUCACCUCCAAGCUUGCUGAGCUAGCCAAGAUCACCAACAUGACCAACAAGAAGUUUUUGGUUCCUCUGACCGAGGAACAGAAGAAGAAGGAAUACAAAAUCGUGUUUGACGAGUGGAAUGUCUGGGAUCCAAUUAGAGCAGACGGUGAGCACGGUGCCGAGCAACAGUACGACUUUUCUGAUGGUCUUGCUGUUGCCUCAUGGCUCAAUGUGUUCAUCAGACAGGCCAAAUACCUCGAGAUGACCAACAUUGCUCAGUGUGUCAAUGUCAUUGCCCCAAUCAUGACCAAUAAGGACGGCCUUUUCAAGCAGACCACAUAUUACCCUUUCCAGCUGUUCUCGAAGUAUUUCAAGAACGGACAGUCCUUAAAUCUCAGCGUCAAAUCUCCUAUCUACAAGGGAGAUGUUGGUGAUUUUAUCGGUCUCGAAUGGGUCAAAUACGUGGACACCAGUCUGGCUCUUUUGGAUGUUAGUGCUGUCUAUCAGCCAGCCGAAAAGGCCUACUACGUUGCUGUUGUUAACAGAUCCGAGGACGAGGAUGCUGAGACCAAGAUUUCCAUCGCGGAUGCUGCUGACUCUCUGAAUGUCACCGAAUGGGCUUACUAUCACGAGAACAUCAGAGCAAUCAACACCUUUGAGAAACCUAACGAGGUUGUUCCUAAGGAGUCCAAGGUCACUAUCUCCAACAAUUCCACUUACAAGUUCCCAAAGCACUCUUUCACCUUGCUGAAGAUCCAAGAGUAA
This is a messenger RNA of Kuraishia capsulata CBS 1993, 1566 nucleotides long. RefSeq lists its product as uncharacterized. Gene Ontology annotation, biological process: polysaccharide catabolic process; L-arabinose metabolic process. The transcript has a single exon. Gene Ontology annotation, molecular function: alpha-L-arabinofuranosidase activity. Lineage: Eukaryota; Fungi; Ascomycota; Pichiomycetes; Pichiales; Pichiaceae. The record is from RefSeq and is a predicted model, not a curated record. Bases 1 to 1566 code for a protein of 521 amino acids.